Messenger RNA from Pseudozyma hubeiensis SY62, 1002 nucleotides. RefSeq lists its product as hypothetical. The transcript is spliced from 2 exons. Lineage: Eukaryota; Fungi; Basidiomycota; Ustilaginomycetes; Ustilaginales; Ustilaginaceae. Bases 1 to 1002 code for a protein of 333 amino acids. The record is from RefSeq and is a predicted model, not a curated record.
AUGAAGGCUCAAUCGAACGUGUUUGGGUCCCCUUCCCUCAGAGUGUACACUUCAAAGCGCCUUCCUCCCCCUGCAUCUACUUCUUCUUUUGAUCAUCUCUGCUUCCCAGUCUUCCUGUCGACUCUCUUGUGUUCCAUCAUCAACAGCAAGCACACCAUCAUGUCGGUCAUCAAGGCUCCUCCCUCUCCGAGCUCCGAGACAUCCAUCAAACAGACACCCUCGAAGGUUGACACGUCGAACACUACCAAAGCUGACAUUCAAACCCAAGGCAAAGCCGACGGAAAACCGUUCGCUCAUCGGGUCCGAAGAUGGUGGGAGAUGGUGCUGCCCGAAGACAAGUCCAUCGCAGCCAACGCCGAAGCUUACCUCCAGGAUACGUCAAAGCCCUGGUCCCAAGAGGGCUUCCAGCAUGUUCUCACACCGUCCAAAAAGUGGCGAAAAUGCUCAUUCGGAACUUCUUGCUUGACUGAAGACGUUCAAGAUGAGAUCAUCCUUGCCAUCCUCAAGCGAAUCCGCGCAGCACCCGAGCCCAACAUUCUCACCCAGCCCAUCGUUCAUUUUGACGGCCACCAGGUCUACGUCUCCCUGCUCACCACUCAAGCUCUUCUGCACCUGUGGCAGUGCCCACCGAUCUUUCGCGACCACCCGAUGGAGUUCGUCUCAAAGGGCCUCUUCUACGAGAACCCAAAGAUAUCUCAUUUCAAGCAAGGCACUGCAAUGAGCAAAGACCUCUUUGUCGAGCAGUUCAGGAAGCAGUAUAAGCCUCAUUUUGCGGUCAAAUCAACCGACAGUGGUCUUCGGGUCGCCUGUGCUCGGUUCUACGAGGUCAGCGGUAUCCCAGGCGGACCGGUGUUCUCGGGUGAGGUGUUGAUGUUCAGUAACGAGCUAGACACUGCCGAGGUUCACAAGCCUUUCUUCGUGAAAGCCAGCACUGUAGACAUGUUUUCUUUCUCCCGGCCUAGCAAGAUCAGGGCAGCCGAGGUCACCUCUCCUGAUAUGUAG